AUGAGCACCGAUAGAAGUUUACCAGAAAGUGUUAUCUCUCCUUCUCCAGAGCCUAAUAAUCUUAUGGAUGAUAAUCAAAAUGAUAAUGUUCAAUUAAAAAUAGAAGAGCAGGAAAGAAAUGAUAGACAAAGAAAGCACAUUGAAGCUGGUACCUCUGAUGAUGAAGAUGAAAUAGAUGACAGAGCAAAAAGGAUAACAUCAGUUCCAUCAGCAGAUAAUCAAACUAUCGAACGUCCUGCUUAUGAUGAAUAUCAGAGUGGAGGUACAAGUAAUUAUUCAGAUGUCUCAGGGAAUAGUCGUAAGGAAAUUGAAGAAAGAUUGGAUAGAAUAUUGAAGAAACCAAAGGUGAGAAGAAAUAGAAGGGAUGAAGAUGACUUAGAACAAAUGUUAGAUGAAAAAGUAUUGAGAUUAAAAGAUGAAAUGAAUAUAGCGGCACAAAUGGAUAUUGAUACAUUAAAUAAAAGAAUUGAAACUGGUGAUACCUCUUUAAUUUCUAUUCAAAAAGUUAAAUUAUUACCGAAAGUUAUUAGUGUAUUAUCAAAGGCUAAUUUAGCAGAUACUAUUUUGGAUAACAAUCUUCUACAAAGUGUAAGAAUUUGGUUAGAGCCAUUACCUGAUGGAUCAUUACCUUCAUAUGAAAUUCAAAAAAAUUUAUUUCAAACUAUCAGAGAUUUACCAAUUAAAACAGAACACUUAAAAGAAAGUGGAUUAGGUAGAGUUGUAAUUUUUUAUACAAAAUCAAAACGUGUGGAACCAUCAUUGGCCAGAAUUGCAGAUAGAUUAGUGGCCGAAUGGACAAGACCUAUUAUUGGUGCAUCUGACAACUAUAGAGAUAAGAGAAUCAUGCAAUUAGAUUUUGAUGCUGAGAAACUUAGAAAGAAGAAUGCAUUGGAUUCUGCAAGAUCAAGAAGAAAAGUUAAAAAUGGUGCAGUUAGCAAGAAAAACCGUGGCUCUUCUGCACAAUCCUUAUAUGAACAAGCUGCUGCCAGAAGAAAUAGAGCUGCUGCUCCUGCUCAAACUACUACUGAUUAUAAAUUUGCACCUGUUAGUAAUUUGAACGCCAUAACAACAUCUGUGAGAAGUGCAGGUGUCGGGUCCACAUUAAAUAAUAAUGAGAUGUAUAAGAGAUUAAAUUCUAGAUUGGCUAAACAUUCCAAGAAGAAGUAA
This is a messenger RNA of Henningerozyma blattae CBS 6284, 1167 nucleotides long. RefSeq names its product transcription factor SPN1 (gene SPN1). The coding region runs from base 1 to 1167 and encodes 388 amino acids. Gene Ontology annotation, cellular component: nucleus. The record is from RefSeq and is a predicted model, not a curated record. Gene Ontology annotation, biological process: poly(A)+ mRNA export from nucleus. The transcript has a single exon. Lineage: Eukaryota; Fungi; Ascomycota; Saccharomycetes; Saccharomycetales; Saccharomycetaceae.